AUGAUUGUGAUAAAUUUGGAUUUGGUUGCUUUUGUUGCUUUUGUUGCUUUUGUUGAUGAUUUUGUGAUUGAGACCGUGAUUGAGGUUGUAUGUGUGGUUGAGAUAAAUAUGGUGGUGAAGACGGAGGUGGAGGUGGAGGUGGUUGUGGUUGUGGUUGUGCAGGUUGUAAGUGCUGAUGUUGAUGCUGUUGCUGAUGUUGAUGCUGUUGCUGUUGCUGAUGCUGUUGCUGUUGCUGAUGCUGAUGCUGAUGCUGAUGCUGAUGCUGAUGCUGUUGCUGUUGCUGUUGCUGUUGCUGAUGCUGUUGAUGUUGCUGUUGCUGUUGCUGUUGUUGAUGUUGAUAUUGGUGUUGUUGAUGUUUUUGAUUUUGAUUUUGAAUUUGAAUUUGAUUUUGGUUUUGGUUUUGGUUUUGACUUUGACUUUGACCUUGACUUUGACCUUGACUUUGACCUUGACUUUGACUUUGGCUGUGAUUUAAAUUUUGAGGUUGAUUUUGAUGUUGAGAAGAUUCAAGUCUAUGAGAAAAUGCCGAUGGAUGUUGAAAUUGAUGUUGAAAUUGAUGCUGAAAUUGAAUUGGAGGUCUGCUCGUCGAGAUGGAAGAGACCGAAGAAGAAGAAGAUAUAG
Magnusiomyces paraingens is the source of this 621-nucleotide messenger RNA. RefSeq lists its product as uncharacterized. Lineage: Eukaryota; Fungi; Ascomycota; Dipodascomycetes; Dipodascales; Dipodascaceae. The transcript has a single exon. Bases 1 to 621 code for a protein of 206 amino acids. The record is from RefSeq and is a predicted model, not a curated record.